AUGCAUUCAGACUGGGAUUGGGGUAAAGAAAGGUCUGGUGUGUGGACGGGUAUGAUUGGCCGAGUGGUCAACGGGUCGGCCGACUUGGCAUUGGGCGGUCUGUCCGCCGAUUCUAAGCGCCAAAAAACAUCGCCGCUGAACUAUAUCGGAGAAGCGCUGAGGGAUAUCAGCAAAAUAAACACAGCCAUGGAAUUGAUGGUCACCAAUACGUCUCGUCUCACAUACAUAUGUCCGCGACUUCUCAUCAACGGAAGGGCCGCUAAUUUCGGUCACCAGUACUUCAAUUUGCCGCCGAAGAGAUCCGAAACCACUUUCCUUAUGGAACAGUUGACAAUAGCUGUGCCAAAGAAUUUUGCGCUCAAGAAUCAAUAAGACGUCUGGAGUCGAGCGCACACUUAUUUCAUUGGGAAAGAGUGUCACUGAGAGAGACAUCCAAUUUCAUUGAUAAGACACAAUUAGCAAACUUUGAAUUAGAGUCGUCUACAGAGG
Medioppia subpectinata is the source of this 489-nucleotide messenger RNA. Lineage: Eukaryota; Metazoa; Arthropoda; Arachnida; Sarcoptiformes; Oppiidae. The record is from the annotation of a GenBank genome assembly.